This is a messenger RNA of Achroia grisella, 1060 nucleotides long. RefSeq lists its product as uncharacterized. Gene Ontology annotation, molecular function: nucleic acid binding. The coding region runs from base 63 to 926 and encodes 287 amino acids. Gene Ontology annotation, biological process: DNA integration. The record is from RefSeq and is a predicted model, not a curated record. Lineage: Eukaryota; Metazoa; Arthropoda; Insecta; Lepidoptera; Pyralidae. The transcript has a single exon.
AAGUACGACUGACAGCUGGUGGACGACCAUUCCAGUUUACGGGCUUGGACUACUUUGGUCCCAUGCUGGUGAAGGUAGGCCGUCAUCGUGAGAAGAGGUAUGGGGCCCUUUUCACCUGCCUCACGGUAAGGGCAAUCCAUAUUGAAGUGACACAUGACCUGUCGACUAGUAGCGCGAUUAUGGCUAUCCGACGAUUCAUAGCCCGACGUGGAUGCCCAAGACAAAUAUGGAGUGACAACGCCACUACUUUUAAAGGAGCCGACCGUGAGCUUAAGCAGUCCGUAGCAUCCUUAGAUAAGGACGAAUUAUUUCGUUUUGGCACUGUAAAGGGCAUCGACUGGCAUUUCAUCGCACCCAAUGCUCCUCACAUGGGAGGCUGUUGGGAACGAAUGGUGAGAUCCGUCAAGACAGCGCUUCGUAUCACUCUAAAAGAGACGGCCCCGAGUGAUCAAGUGUUGUCUACGUUACUUACCGAGACAGAACAUUUUGUAAAUAACAGACCCCUGACGUACGUACCGAUUGACAAGGACGACGACUUACCAUUGACACCAAACAGCUUUUUGAUGACCAAGACUGAUUCUGUUGACUUACCUGUUAGUACCUGUAAUGACGGUGAGGUAUUGCGACGAUCCUGGAGGCACUCUCAACGGCUUGCCGACUUGACCUGGAAACGCUGGAUCAAGGAGUACCUCCCAACUCUGACACGACGAGACAAAUGGUUCCAGACUGAGACACGACCACUAACUAUCGAUGACAUUGUCAUUGUGGUCGAUGACCAACUUCCCCGCAACCUGUGGCCCAAAGGACGAGUGACAGCUGUGUACCCUGGGAAGGACGGUAGGGUCCGAGUAGCUGACGUGCUGACUUCGACCGGACUAUAUAAACGGCCAGCAACGAGGCUCGCCAGACUGGACGUCCGCACUUAGAGUAUUGGUUUCCAAUACUGGAGGUGGGGAUGUUGCGGCCUCCUUGACAGGACUGCUUGCUGGCCGGAUAUAAGACGUAACUAGGACAGACGAAAGAAUUGACAAGACAGACUCGACAAGGAAAAAAGACGGAC